This is a messenger RNA of Parnassius mnemosyne (clouded apollo), 2514 nucleotides long. Lineage: Eukaryota; Metazoa; Arthropoda; Insecta; Lepidoptera; Papilionidae. The record is from the annotation of a GenBank genome assembly.
UUGCCACGCAUAGAUGAUUUGUUAUCGCGUUUACAUGGCGGUGAACGUUUCAGUAAGAUUGAUUUAUCUCAGGCGUACGCUCAGUUUGAGCUUGACGAAUCAAAAAAGUAUACGGUUAUCAAUACACAUAAGGGUUUAUACAUGUACAAUCGACUAGUUUACGGCUUGUCGUCGAGUCCAGGAAUUUUUCAAAAACACUUAGAAGAAUUAUUGACAGGGUUACCGAACGUGGGUGUGUUUUUAGAUGACGUAAUUAUAACGGGUCCUGAUAGUCGUAGUCACAUAAAAAAUUUAUAUAAAGUGUUCGAGCGAUUGCAGUCUCACGGGUUGCGCGUUAAGAAAGAAAAAUGUGUAUUUUUCGCAGAAUCUAUUAACUACUUAGGGCACGUCAUUAGUAAAGAGGGUGUUCACACGUGUCCGGAAAAAGUCCGGGCAAUUGUAAACACGCCUGCACCCACCAAUAUUUCAGAACUGCGAUCUUUCAUCGGGCUAGUAAUGUAUUAUGGUAAAUUCGUACGAAAUGUUAGUUCAUUGCUGGCCCCGUUAUAUCGUUUGCUAAAAACCGGGGUUCGAUUCCUGUGGAGUACUGAGUGUCAAUUGGCAUUCAAUGAAGUAAAAAAAAUAUUAAGUUCGAGCGAAGUGCUUGCUCAUUAUACGUUAGACUUACCCGUGGUACUGACGGCGGACGCCAGCGGGGUCGGAGUCGGCGCCGUGAUAUCGCAUAUCACUGAGGAGGGAGAGCGGCCGAUCGCAUAUGCGUCGCGUACGCUCAGCGCGGCCGAGCGGGCCUAUGCGCAGAUAGAUCGAGAGGCCUUAGCAAUAAUAUUCGGUAUUAAAAAGUUUCAUCAGUACUUAUAUGGUAGAAAAUUCGUUUUAAGGACUGAUCACAAACCCUUGACGUAUAUUUUCGGCAGUAAAGUGGGCAUUCCAGUUAUGGCCGCUUCGAGAUUACAGCGUUGGGCAGUAUUAUUGUCGGGAUACAAUUAUGACAUAGAAUAUGUAAGUUCACACAAAAAUUGUGCAGAUGCGUUAUCUCGUUUGCCGCAACCGGUACAUAAACGGCUUCCGAAGUCGGAGGGAAUGAAUUACAUUAAUUUCGUAGAAAAUUUUCUCCCGGUCACAAAUGAUGACGUCAGAACGGCAACAGCAAGCGAUCCGGAAUUUAGUAGAAUUUUAACCUAUGUUCAGUCCGGAUGGCCCGCGUCCUGCCCAAAAGAAGUGUUGCAGCAAUAUUAUAUUAAACGUAAUGAACUAUACAUAGAUAGGGGCUGUAUUAUGUGGGGUUACCGCUUGGUGAUACCGCGCACUUUAAGAAAAAAAAUACUUAUGCAAUUACAUACUGGUCACAUGGGCAUUGUUAAAACUAAGUCCAUAGCUCGAAGUUACGUAUGGUGGCCUAAUAUAGAUACAGACGUCGAAUCCGAAUGCCGAGCAUGUGAGACGUGCGCGGUGGAGUCACAAGCACCCCCGCGCACCCCACCGCAGCCUUGGCCGUACCAUUUGCAGCCAUGGAGCAGACUCCAUAUAGAUUUUUUAGGCCCUUUUAACGGAAAAAAAUUUCUUAUUUUAAUAGACUCCAGUACGAAAUGGCUAGAAGUGUUUGAAAUGCCAAAAACAAAUGCUACAGCGGUUAUUAAGGUAUUACGGUGUACGUUCGCAAGAUUCGGCUUACCACUAGAGCUAGUAUCGGAUCAAGGGCCACCCUUCACUAGCGCGGAAUUUAAGGAGUUUUUAACACGAAAUGGUAUUCAGCAACGUUUCUCGCCUGCUUAUCACCCGUCUUCGAAUGGCGCCGCGGAAAAUGCUGUAAAUAUUUGUAAAAAAGCAAUAAAAAAAGCACAUAGGGAAUCAAUCGAUGUUGACGCCGCGUUGCAAACAUUUUUACUUACUUAUCGUAACAGUAUACACAGCAGCACAGGUGAAAGCCCUUCAAUGCUGUUACAAAAACGAACGUUACGAUCACGGCUAGACUUAUUACGAAGCGAUCGCGCGCUCAUAAAUAAGGUAAAUCAGGCUCAAAGUAAGCAAGUGGAGUACACGGGCGGGGUGCAGCGCUCGUUUGCACCGGGGGAACCUGUGUGGGUGCGAGAGUACGGCCACAAGGAUAGGUGGGUGAAGGGAACGAUAGUUCAUGGCGAAGGUUCGAGGAGAUAUUCUGUGGACAAGGGGGACAGUCGACAAGUAGUUAAGCACGUGGAUCAAAUCAAGCGCAGAUCAGGGUUGUACGACAUACCAUUCCCUGAGGAGCAAAGCGAGUCAAUGAGGGUACAAAUACCUGAUAGUAGUGGCUCGGCGAGAGACGGAAUGUCGAAGGAGGACGACGGCCCGGACACAUCUCCGACUACGGUUGUGGGUGAUUUGGGAAAGGAGAGGAAACGGGUUUCGAGUGAACGCAUUAAAAGUCCUGGAAUCGAUUAUAGUACACCGCCAACGUCACCUAGUGCACCGUCGCCUGAACCGCCUCGAGCCCGAUCCGGGCGAGUUCGUAAACCUGUUGUUAGGUUUCAAGUAUAG